GCGCCAUAAUGACUGCACUUGUACCGCGUCACGUGAUUUACAUAUUGGGAAACCUCAGAUUUUAGCCAGGAGACAUGUUUAUUUGAAAACAGACGAUGGAUGAAGAACGGAUAUGGGAACAGAAACACUUUGCAAAUAAAUUGAUAAUGUUGAACCUCCAGUCAAAAGAGACAUGGACUGUUGAAGACUGGGUGAAAGUAGAUAGACUUUUGAGAUCGACUAAAGGAGACUUAUUGCAGACAUAUACUUGGCAUCGUUUCCGUAAACGAUUUGAAAAAGAGGUAAAAUUGUUGACGAAAAACUUACUGUCUAAAGAAGCAUGGACUGAAACAGACUUGAGGAAAGUUAACAGCAUAAUGUUUCAUAUAUUAGUCAAGCAUAACAUUCCACAAGGUUUCUUCGAAAGAUAUAGGAAGGAAGAGAAAAAAGUGAGUGUGUAUUUAAAGCUAACUUAUUUUUUUCUGAAUAGAGAGUAAGCUUCCCUUAAUCGGUUCUAGGUA
This is a messenger RNA of Mercenaria mercenaria, 500 nucleotides long. RefSeq lists its product as uncharacterized. Lineage: Eukaryota; Metazoa; Mollusca; Bivalvia; Venerida; Veneridae. The record is from RefSeq and is a predicted model, not a curated record. The transcript has 8 exons. Bases 96 to 476 code for a protein of 126 amino acids.